Lathyrus sativus (Indian pea) is the source of this 636-nucleotide messenger RNA. The record is from the annotation of a GenBank genome assembly. NCBI's taxonomy places the organism in Eukaryota, Viridiplantae, Streptophyta, Magnoliopsida, Fabales, Fabaceae.
AUGACAAAGUUAAUAUUUGUUUUGGUGUUCGCAAUUGCGGUUGCGAUGCCGUUGCGUACCGUUAUGGGACAGGCAAAUUGGCAGGAUCUUAUGGGAGACGGUGAUUUGUCUGAGAGUAUUGAUCAGGCUAAGAAGGCUCUUGGUGCUGCUAAUACUGCAGCAGCCGGACAAGCCGCGUUUGAUGAUUAUUUUGGCGGUGGGGACUUUGCUGGUGAAGACGGUGGUGGUGCUGCUGGUGGAUACGGUGGUUCAGUUCCUGCAGGUGAUGGCGCUGCAUCUUUGGCUGGUUUCAUAGAAGAAAACAUGACUGCAGAAGAGCAACCAACAUUGCCAGUGGAUUCACCAAUCGGUGCGCCAGAAGAUUUACCAGCACCGGUGCCAGAAGGGUCACAAACAGACUAUGAUGAUUCAUUCGCCCCAGGCCGAUCACCAAUCAUGUCACCAGACGAAGACGAAGGCAUAAUCGACAAAAGAAUUGUGGAGGCUGAAGGCAUAGUCGACAAAAGAUUUGUAGGGGCUGCUCCAAUAGAGUCACCCGAUGGAGCACCGUCAGAUGAUGAAGACGACAUGGAUACACCUGAUGGUGCACCCGCAUUCGCACCUGGAGUAUCUGGAUUUGAUGAUGAUGAUAAUUGA